This is a messenger RNA of Tribolium madens (black flour beetle), 1861 nucleotides long. Its product is annotated as protein RCC2 homolog. The transcript is spliced from 4 exons. The record is from RefSeq and is a predicted model, not a curated record. Lineage: Eukaryota; Metazoa; Arthropoda; Insecta; Coleoptera; Tenebrionidae. Bases 200 to 1648 code for a protein of 482 amino acids.
CUAUUUCGAUACACUGAUUCAGUAAAAAAAACUAAUUAUUUAACCGAUGGCUUUUGCUUUAACCGCUGCUUAAUCUUAUACAUUUUAAAGUACCGUUAAUUCCUGUUAAACCGUUAACCAGAAAAUUCAGUGAAACUAUACCGCUGCAAAAUACAUUAUUGUUGUUGGUGGAACCGCUGGAAGAACAAAAAAUUUUAGAAUGUCAACAAAACGGAAGAAGGCGCCAGUCAGAAGAGGUCCGGCCAAAAGGAACAGGAGAAAAGAAGAAAGUGAUGUGGAUUCGGAUAUUAGUGACGCAAGUGAUACUGAAAAUACUACGCAACCUGAUGAGGUUCUCAUAGCUGGGCAUGGGGACGCUCUUGAUGAACCAACUCAAUUACCUCAGGAGUUACUUAAAACAUUAAUCAAACCUGCUGGACAACUUCUUAUUUUUGGUCUCAUCAAUUGGGACUACACGUCCAACAAGGUACCGAAGGAAGUCAAGAUCAAAUUGCACCCAAAUCUCUACAGCCCGCAUCGGUUUCUCACGGACAAAAAGGUGCGCCUCGCCGUGAGCGGAUGUGUGGCAACUCAUAGUGUACUUAUCACCGAAGACGGGAAAGCAUUGACAUUCGGCCGCAAUAAAUUCGGCCAGUUGGGUCUGGAUCACACCGAGACGAAAGAAAUUCCAACAGUGGUUCCGGCGUUAGAAAACAUGAACGUAAUCGGUGCAGCGUGUGGUCGCAAUCAUACGUUGUUUCUGACCGAUACAGGUACUGUGUAUGCAUGUGGUGACAACCGCUCGGGCCAAUGCGGUGUCGGAAAUCUGCAACCCAAUAUUCUCACUCCCACUCGAAUUAACUACCGAGGCCCGCCAAUAGUUAAAGUGGGUUGCGGAGCGGAGUUUUCGAUAAUUUUGGACAUAAAAGGAGGCUUGCAUUCGUUCGGUUUGCCCGAGUACGGCCAAUUGGGCCAUAACACCGACGGCAAAUAUUUCAAAACCAAUACUAAACUCUGUUUUAAUUUCGAAACUAGCCCCAAACGCAUUGUGCUAUACAUCGAGAAAAGCAAAGAUGGUCAUGUAGCUCCAGUAGAUGUAACCGAGAUCGUUGAUUUCAGCUGUGGGCAGAAUCACACCGUCGCGAUUGAUAGCAAAAAAAGGGCUUUUUCGUGGGGAUUCGGCGGAUUCGGGCGAUUAGGGCAUGCCGAACCGAGAGAUGAACUUGUCCCACGUUUGAUCAAAUAUUUUGACACUCAGUCAAAAGGUCUGCGGUCUAUACAUUGCGGGUCCACUUACAGUCUCGCGGUCACCGAAUUCGGUGCUUUGUUUAUGUUCGGACAGACUAAGCGUACAGGAGAAGCCAACAUGUAUCCGAAACCGAUCCAGGAUUUGAGCGGCUGGACCAUUAACCACGUGGCUGCGGGAAAUACGUCAAUUAUUGUUUCUGCUGAUGAGUCAGUCAUAUCAUGGGGGUCCACCCCGACUUUCGGAGAACUGGGGCUUGGGGAAAUCACAAAAUCUUCAAGCACUCCUAAAGAGGUCACGAAAUUAACUGGAGUUAAAGUGUUGGGAUUGUCAAUGGGAUUCGGACACACGUUGCUUAUAGCACAGAAUGAAACUCCAGAAGAGCAAACUAAACUUGAAACUUUUGACGUUUUCGAACCGUAAUGUGGAAUAAUACGAAAUACGUACAGGUAUAUCUAUUAUGUACUAGAACUUGUGUAACACUACUGCCCCUUUCCAUGUUUUUUUAGCCGUUAGCAUUUAUACUUCAGUAUUUUUUAUAAUAAUUUAUUUAGUCUUUCUAAAUUAUAAUGUGUAAUUGUAAUCAGGUUUUGUAUUUGUUUCAAGAAAUCAAUAAACAUUUCUAUUAAAAAACUU